CGGUGAGUUGCCAGGGGCAACGGCGGCGCCUCAGCUCGGAGCGGCGGCCUCUGGAUAAAAGGGUGAUCUCCGGUCGCAGAACAUGUGCCCCACUAAAACCCUCCAGCACACAAGUUUAAGGAAGACUUUAACUGUGAGUUCACAGUAGCAAUGACAGCUAAACAGUGUGAAAAGGUGAUGUUGCAGCAGGUAAAUCAACUGUGGGAUCUGCUGGAUGAUAUGUCUGAAAACAACCCCGAAGCAUAUCAGAAAUUCAUCCAGCAUCAUCUAGAAGAGGGGAUGAAGCAGUUCAGUCUACCAGAGGCUCACAUCUGCUUUCAGACAAGAAUAUUGGAAUUGAAUGAGAAGUUGCUGUAUGUGAAUCUUUGCACCUGGAGUAGGGUCCCUGCUCCAAAGUCAAAAUCAGAUCCAGUGCCUCUUGCUGGAGGGAGGUUGGAGGAAACUGUAGAGGGCAGAGAGAUUUAUUCUGUUACCGAUGUUGCAUACAACCCAGAGGUCCUUAAGGAAGGAAAUGAAGAUCCUGUGGAAAAGGACCAAUUGAUUCGUUUAGCUAUGAAAUAUAUUGAAGAGCAGCAUUGCACGCACCUAUCAUAUUCUUACACCCUACUGAAAGACAAACUAAAAGGAAGUAAAAAACAGAUGAAGCUACGACUGACUGGAAAGGCUGAUCCUAUGCAAACUGCAAAGCACAUGUCACCUGAAGAAAGUGGUGCCUCAUUGCUUCAGCAACUGGCAAUGCUGAAAUCAGCAGACAAGGAAAGUGAAGAUGAUAAUCCCCAAAUUUGUUUGUUGAGUAGUAUCAAACACCCUAAAAAGCCAGGACUCAUUGAAGAGAUUUCAAGUACAGAAUUUCAGAGUGGUAAAGUAGAGACUCCAAAAUAUAAAUUAUUGCUCGUGAAAGAUGGAAAUGAAAAGACAAAAAUAAUUCAACUGAAGAUAGAGCUGCCUGGAGUAUUCUCUGUCAAAGAAUGUGAUCUCAGUGUUUCAAAGGAUGACCUAGUUAUCGAUGUAACCGAGAAGUACAGACUACAGCUUGAUCUACCUGAAACUAUUAGUGAAGAAACAGUCACUGCAAAAUUCAACAAGAAGACUCACAUCCUGUCUGUGGAGAUGCCUAUCAAGUAACCAUAUUACAUCUCUCAAUUAAAUAUAUUGAUAUUAUAUUAAUGAAAUGACCAAUAAUAACAGUUAGCUCCGUGUCAGUCAUUGAAAAGGACAAAUUAUAAUUGGUUGGAAGUGUAAUUGAAUAAAAUACCAAAUAUCUUGACAGUCUGCAUGGGCUUUGAGGGGAUUGAGUACCUGGGGAGACAGGUAAGGCCGUCGGGGGUUUCAGGAGAGGCGAUACUAUUGCGAGGUAGGAAAACCAGUUAGCAGAUCUAGGUAGUGUAUUCCUUCAGUCGGGCAAGUGCUGAGGUAAUGUUGCAUUUCACUGUUUGUUCCCAAGCGGAGUGUGGUCACGUGGAGGUGCCAGUGGCAUUGUGGGUAGACUGUCACUGGCUAAAAACAGACACUGGUUCUGUGAGCAAGUGAUGGCCAGGCAAAGUGGUUUGCUUUUCUCCCACACUCCAUAAUUGCAUCUGUGCUAUUUGCCUCAACUAUUCUGUCAUACAAAUUCUGCAUUCCCAAUUUCUACCAUUUCCUCUACUGCAGCUUUGUUAGUCUUCUUAAAAUUUAAUAUUCUUAUGUAAAUUAAAUUAAUUUUACAUCUAAUAAGACUGCUCCUCAAAAGCGGUUUCUCCCCUCACCUUCUUUGCUGCCAAACUAAUCUUCUGUCACACCUUUAUUGUUAGCAUUGACAUGGAUGGUGCUAACAGGGGUGGUGCAACUUGAGUUACCAGCUGCUAGAAUAUCAUCUAUGACUAAGAUUAGAAACUCUAUAGGCACAGGAAGACAUGAAUGUAAUUAAACUCUCCACUUUAAUUUUGUAUUGGUCCUCACCAGCAUGAAAUGAAUGUUGUUAGCAAAACAUAGAAAAUGCAGUACUUACUAAUUAUAAUUUGCUCCUAAUUAAGAUAUCUUCAAAAUCAGAGAAUUAUGAUACUUUCAAUAUACUAAAUAACAUAAACAUGGAACAAAUACUUCAUUGUUU
Molecule: messenger RNA, 2089 nt
Organism: Hemiscyllium ocellatum (epaulette shark)
Lineage: Eukaryota; Metazoa; Chordata; Chondrichthyes; Orectolobiformes; Hemiscylliidae
Gene: pih1d2
Product: PIH1 domain containing 2
Exons: 5
Coding region: 151-1125 (324 amino acids)
Biological process (GO): rRNA processing; box C/D snoRNP assembly
Cellular component (GO): cytoplasm; R2TP complex; ribonucleoprotein complex
Source: RefSeq, a predicted model, not a curated record